Cryptococcus amylolentus CBS 6039 is the source of this 1730-nucleotide messenger RNA. RefSeq lists its product as hypothetical. NCBI's taxonomy places the organism in Eukaryota, Fungi, Basidiomycota, Tremellomycetes, Tremellales, Cryptococcaceae. The record is from RefSeq and is a predicted model, not a curated record. The transcript is spliced from 4 exons. Bases 463 to 1437 code for a protein of 324 amino acids. Gene Ontology annotation, molecular function: GTPase activator activity. Gene Ontology annotation, biological process: activation of GTPase activity.
GCCGUUGCCGCACUGAUCGAGCCGAGGUUCUUCCCCGAAAACGCGCAGACUUCAGUUAGCCGACAAGUUCAUGCUCAUUGAAUUUGUAUCCAUAUCAGUGCAGUAUCGCGCUGCCAACCCCAAGACUUGUAUCUAUAAUCUCCCUCUACUGAGAUGUCGAUUCUAUAACACACAAUAUGAGCACGAUCUUGCAGGACUGGAUAGACGUGAGUCACUCCAAUCAUCCCUUGUCUACGCACUCACCCACAUCCGCCUUCUUAGCUGCUUAAUGCAGAGCAGUAUGUACAAGGGGACAAACUGCGGGAAAACUCGCGGCAUGGCGUAGCCGCACCCAUCAGAGGUGUAAGCUCAGGAUCAUCUCAACGGUCAAGCCGGCUUUCUAACUGGUUGAUUUUGCAGGAAGUCUGGCUGUACCUGCUCAAUGUCCUUUCAGAGGACAAGACAUCGGAAAUCACCUCUCUGAUGUCCCUCAAUACCAGCUAUCAGUCGCUACCAUCUUCAAUCCCACCUCAUCUUACAUCCCUCUUGACCCAGGCGGCACUCGCCCACCACACCAAACGUUUCCGCAACGAGACCUACGCAGAUCUUAUCACUGCGAUCACAGCCGAGCCACCCGUUGCCAAAGAUCCUCGCGUCAUGUCUCGCGCGGGUACCUUGGGCACCGUCAAGCCCGCAGCUGAUGGACGGUCUUCGCGCGCGUCGCCUAAGAUUGGGUCAGAGCACCACACCAUGCCCCCACCUCCUGUGUCACUGCUCCCACAUCCGUCGGCUGAGGAACCGGAGGCUCUGAGUACGAUUCGCUCACAACUAUCACGGAUUUUACCCAAGCCUCCUAGCGCCCCUCCCUCCAGGCAUGGGUUCCUGUCGUUAUUGGAAGAGGUUUUGGGCAAGUUUUGGAAUGCGGAGAACAUGAACGGGAGGGACGAUUCUUAUAGGAGGGACGAGGCUGGGGAGUACGAGGGAAGCGAAAAGGACUGGGUGUAUCUUGCGACACCUUUUGCUUGCUGCUUAUCAAAGCCUGUGGGCGUUUUUCUGGGGUUCAGGGCUCUUAUGGAGCGGCUCAGGAACUUUCCUCCACUGCCUAUCCGGCUAGCCUCAUUCCUGACAUUGUUCCGACAAGCUCUACCUGAAUUGCAUGCCUACUGCGAGGAUGAGCAGGUACCUUAUGUCCAGGUGGCAUUGAGCUGGAUGACGACUCUGUUGGCGAAGGAGAUGUGGCUGGGUGAUGUUUUGAGGCUGUGGGACACCUAUCUCGCGGCUGACGACAUGUUCGAACUGCAUUGUUAUGUUUGUGUUUCCAUCUUGUCGACAUGCAAGGAGACUUUGGAAGAGCUGGACGGUUCAGAGGCAAGGCUUGUCUUACUAGACCUUCCUCCGUUAGACGUUGACAGAGUAAGCCGCGCCCUCCCUCAUCAACUGAAAGAGUUGACAACGUGAGACCAGUUAUUGCAGGACGCCGCCAACCUCAGAGUAGCCUUUCCACUACCACGUCCUGUGCAAGAAGACUGGUAAGGGGCGCCUGUCUGCGCGGGUCUCUGGUCAUAUCCAUGGAAGGUAGAGUCAGGGCAGAGCGAUGGGGUGCCAUAUCAUAACGAAUCAUCAAUCGGCUCUCAUCUCUACAGUCUGCCCAACAAUCAGGGCAUCUCGUUCAACAUCUAUAUAAUGCCCAUUUGUUUGCAUGUACCACCACCCGUCAAGGAAGAAUUAUGCACAGUCAACAAUCGAGCAAC